ACAAAGCAUGGGUGACAUUGGCCACGAACGAUUCCUAUUCCUUGGGAGCAUUAGUCCUGGCGCAUUCAUUGAAAACCGUUGGAACAGUGCACAAGUUGGCCAUACUAAUUACACCCGGUGUAACAGCACCUAUGAAACAACARAUUCAAGCCGUAUUCGAUGAAGUCAAAGUAGUGGACGUAUUGGAUUCUAGGGAUCAAACACAUUUGGCCCUAAUGUGUCGCCCCGAGCUGGGAGUGACUUUCACCAAACUGCAUUGCUGGACGUUUACCAAUUACGAUAAAUGCGUGUUCCUUGACGCAGAUACAUUGGUAUAA
Molecule: messenger RNA, 317 nt
Organism: Diuraphis noxia (Russian wheat aphid)
Lineage: Eukaryota; Metazoa; Arthropoda; Insecta; Hemiptera; Aphididae
Gene: Gyg
Product: glycogenin 1
Molecular function (GO): glycosyltransferase activity
Source: RefSeq, a predicted model, not a curated record